AAGUUGUCCUUUUCUAUAUGUUUCUGUAGAGGCCUGUCCAGAUUGAUUGUCGUCCCAACCUCUCGACUGUAAUAUAAAUAUGGCAGCAUACAUGUUUUAGAGUUUAUAACAAGUUGAAGAAGAUGGCGUUUUGGGUUUCUUCUUCUAAGGUCACGCUUUUCCUGAGGGGGCUUUCUGUACUUUUCCUAAUAGCAUCAACCAUACUCAUUAUUACGGACGAUAAAGGCAACUUCCGCUAUAAGGAUGUCUCUAGCUACAAAUACGUGGUUGGUACUGGUGUCAUUGGCAUUGCAUAUAACUUCUUGCAAAUAAUUUCAUUUGCAAUCUUCCGGAUGUUGAUGAACAACGAUAGCGACGUAUACCGCCUAAUUGAAUUUUAUGGUGAUAAGGCUGUAUCAUAUAUUUUAGCCACAGGGGCAGCUGCAGGAUUUGGCGCUACCAAAGACUUGAAGAAACUUCAAUUUUUAAAUGCUGAUGGCAAGAGCGGAUUUUUCAAUAUUGGAUAUGCAUCAGCUCUCCUUCUCUUCCUCGCAUUCUUGUGCACUGCAAUCUUGUCUAUUUUGUCUUCCUAUGCACUUCCAAAGAAAGUUUAGCUGUUAAGGACCAACAAAUGCUUCUUUUUCAAUAUUGGAUGCCAUUGAUCACAAGUCAGCGGUUAACUAAUUAAAGGGGAAACUUCACUUGCUCUCU
This is a messenger RNA of Corylus avellana, 690 nucleotides long. RefSeq names its product CASP-like protein 4D1. The record is from RefSeq and is a predicted model, not a curated record. Lineage: Eukaryota; Viridiplantae; Streptophyta; Magnoliopsida; Fagales; Betulaceae.